This is a messenger RNA of Peronospora matthiolae, 741 nucleotides long. NCBI's taxonomy places the organism in Eukaryota, Oomycota, Peronosporomycetes, Peronosporales, Peronosporaceae. The record is from the annotation of a GenBank genome assembly.
AUGGUCGCAACGUCUGAUGAUCAAGCUCAGAAAUAUACGACCGUCUACAGUUCACAGAGUGUGUACGCGUCAGAUCAAGUUCUGGAGGCAAGGGCUGAAGUCUCCAGCACUUUCUUCCGUAAAUUGGCCGACUUGUUUAAUGCGAUCUUGGCCAAACUUGCUCAGCUCAUCAGACUAUCUCGCCGUCCUUUCAGGACGGAAAAUAACGAAGCUCUUGUCGUCAAUGCUGCUCCAACCGAACCACUUAUUGAGCCGCUCCCGCUAAUGCGCCGUGUGUCCAACUGGAAAGCCAUUAAGGCUUAUCUUAACAUUGAGACUGUGUCCGGUGGUCUUUUAUCUCGAAAUGGACAUCCACUUGUUGAAACCAAUGGUGCCGCAGAGAUGUUAGCGUCCUCAACCCUCUCCCCUAGUGCAUACGAAGAUGCUUUAAAGCAGUACGAGGAGAAGGCAGGGAAUGAAGCUGACUUUGCCAUGUUCUUGUCACUUCGUUCGCACACCAAUAAUGCUGGUCUCGUUUCCAUCGUCUUUAGCGCAUUACGUACUGAUGACUAUAAAGAAGAGGCUAAAAGGUUGAUGAUCUACAUGUUUCAAGAGUGGUACAUGACGGGUUGGAGUCCUGAAUUGGUCAAAAAAAAAUUCAUGGGACAUGUUGACGCGGAAGAUGAAAUGUUUGUCGAUGCGUUCAUCCUCCUGUACACCAGGUAUUGCAACUUGAGCAAUAAGUUUUUUCUGGACGCCUAA